AGCUACUCGAUUCAAUUCAUUCACAACAGUGACAAGAUGGUUCUCAAGGGAGUGGCUUAUUUGUUUUUCAUUCACGCGAUACUGAUCGUAGCGACUGUGAUAGCGGAAGUAACUACACAAUCCGAUAAGAAUGGCUCAUCUAACAGUGUAAAACUUUCGUUUGGAAACUCACCGAUGACUGCAAAGACCAACAUAAGGAUAGUACCGCAAACAUGUUCCAACCAUUCAUCCGGAAUCCAACCCGUUCAGCCGCAGUUUGGUUACAACGAGCCAUUUCUAGUGGUCUGUGAUCAGGACUACUCCGGAGGUGGAUGGACAAUAAUUCAAAACCGAUUCAACGGUGCGGUUAAUUUUUACCGUGGUUGGAAGGCGUACGAAGACGGUUUUGGUGAUCUUUUCGGAGAGUACUGGUUGGGGUUGAAGAAAAUUCAUGAGCUAACCUACGCAAGGCAUCACGAGCUGCGCAUUGUGUUGGAAGAUUUCGACGGCAACACGGUUUGGGCCCGGUACAGUGACUUCUCGGUGGCAGGUCCGGAGGAAAAAUACAAAGUAAAGAGUUUGGGCAGCUACAGUGGAACCGCUGGUGAUUCGUUUCGGAUGGUUUUGAAUCAAUAUUUUUCCACUUUGGAUGCGGAUAAUGAUCAACUUCAAAACGGGAACUGCGCUGUCCUAUAUCAAAGCGGAUGGUGGCACAAAGAAUGUCAUUUAAGCAAUUUGAACGGUUUGUACUUGCCGGGACCACAGCAGGAGUAUGCAACGAUGAUGUGCUGGAAGGAGUUCAGAGGACAUUACUACGGCUUGAAAAGUUCCCGAAUGAUGAUUCGAGCUGUCGAUAAGACUGCUGUAGUAUAAAGAUAAAUUAAUCUAUAGUCGUAUAAAAAAAUCAAUAUAAGUGCUGAAAAGACAAAAAAAUAAAUAAAAAUUUUAAAAUAUAUGGCAAUUUCAAACAAA
Messenger RNA from Aedes aegypti (yellow fever mosquito), 951 nucleotides. RefSeq names its product ficolin-1. Bases 37 to 852 code for a protein of 271 amino acids. The transcript is spliced from 2 exons. Lineage: Eukaryota; Metazoa; Arthropoda; Insecta; Diptera; Culicidae. The record is from RefSeq and is a predicted model, not a curated record.